Molecule: messenger RNA, 6300 nt
Organism: Heteronotia binoei (common prickly gecko)
Lineage: Eukaryota; Metazoa; Chordata; Lepidosauria; Squamata; Gekkonidae
Gene: POMT2
Product: protein O-mannosyltransferase 2
Exons: 21
Coding region: 77-2269 (730 amino acids)
Biological process (GO): protein O-linked glycosylation
Cellular component (GO): membrane
Molecular function (GO): mannosyltransferase activity
Source: RefSeq, a predicted model, not a curated record
GAGGACUCUACCUCCCAUAGUGCUUUGGGCGCAAACUAAGGGGUGCCGGCAGGAGGCGCCUUCUGUCAGGGCGCGAAUGCCGCUGGCGGUGAACAAAACCUGCCAGGCCGUGCUGGGCCUGCGGCAACGAAGAACCCUCAGGCUGGCGAGUAACCCCGCGCCGGCUUCCUCCGCCCCGCGGAGUUUUGGGUGGUUCUGGACCCCGCUGGGCCUGGUCACUUUUCUAAGCUUCACUACCCGGUUCUAUCGCCUGCAGGAGCCGCCGCACGUCUGUUGGGAUGAAACACAUUUUGGGAAGAUGGGAAGCUAUUAUAUUAAUCGGACCUUUUUCUUUGAUGUCCAUCCACCUCUGGGGAAGAUGCUAAUAGGACUGGCUGGCUACCUGAGUGGCUACAAUGGGACAUUUCCUUUCCAGAAGCCAGGGGACAAAUAUGAAGAACACAAUUAUAUAGGAAUGAGAGGGUUCUGUGCAUUUCUGGGUUCAUGCCUGAUUCCCUUUUCUUACCUCACGGUGCUGGAGUUGUCCAAAUCACUGCCUGCAGCGAUGCUUACAGCUGCCAUCCUGAUUUUUGAUACAGGGUGUAUUACUCUUUCACAGUACAUUUUGCUUGAUCCCAUUCUGAUGUUCUUCCUCAUGGGAGCUGUAUUCAGUAUGGUCAAGUAUAAUUCUUGUGCAAACAGACCCUUUUCUGCCCCUUGGUGGUUCUGGCUGUGCUUGACUGGGAUAAACCUUGCAGGUGCAAUGGGAGUGAAAUUUGUUGGCCUUUUUGUGGUUCUCCUGGUUGGAUUGAACACAAUAUAUGACCUUUGGGAGCUGUUAGGAGAUCUCAGUCUCUCUCUGGUCACUCUGGGGAAGCACUUCUUGGCUCGAGUACUCUGCCUCAUUAUGCUGCCUCUUGCCCUCUACACGGCUCAGUUUGCUGUUCAUUUUGCGGUGUUAAACAGGAGUGGGCCUGGUGAUGGCUUUUUCAGCUCCGGAUUUCAGUCCCGACUGAUUGGGAACAACCUUCAUAAUGUCUCUGUUCCGGAGUACUUAGCAUAUGGUUCUGUGGUAACAAUGAAGAACCUUCGUAUGGCUGGUGGCUACCUUCACUCGCACUGGCAUCUGUAUCCUGAGGGAGUGGGAGCACGGCAACAGCAGGUCACUGCAUAUUUACACAAAGACUUGAAUAAUUUGUGGAUUAUAAAGAAAUACAACUUGAAUGCAGAUUAUUUAGAUCCUUCUUUACCUGUGGAGUUUGUGAAGCAUGGAGAUAUCAUCCGUCUGGAACACAAAGAGACUUCUAGAAACUUGCAUAGUCACCAACAUGAGGCCCCGUUGACAAGAAAGCACCUUCAGGUCACUGGGUAUGGCAUAAAUGGGACUGGAGAUUCCAAUGAUUUCUGGCGAAUUGAGGUUGUAGGAAGAAAGGCUGGGAAACAUAUCAAAGUCCUACGUAGUCAAAUCCGACUGAUUCAUCUGGCUACAGGCUGUAUCUUGGGUUCAACUGGAAAGACAUUGCCAAAAUGGGGAUGGGAGCAGGUGGAAGUCACUUGUACACCAUACCAAAAGGAGUCUCCCAAUUCCCUCUGGAAUGUUGAAGACCACAUCAAUCCCAGGUUGCGCAACAUCAGUCUGGAUGUUUUGAAACCCUCCUUUCCCGAGAUUCUGCUGGAGUCUCAUAUGGUUAUGAUCCGAGGAAACAGUGGCCUCAAACCAAAGGAGAACGAAGUAACAUCCAAGCCCUGGCACUGGCCCAUCAAUUACCAGGGCCUGCGUUUUUCUGGAGUGAAUGAGACUGAUUAUAGGGUUUAUUUGCUGGGAAACCCGGUGAUCUGGUGGCUGAAUCUAGUCACUCUUGGCUUAUAUGUUAUACUGACAACAUUCAUAUCUGUGGCCAUCAAGAGAGGAGCUCACCUGACAGCUGAGCGCCAAGAGCUUUCUCAAGUCCUGUUGCAUGGUGGAGGGGUGAUCAUGCUGGGAUGGCUUCUCCAUUAUCUUCCUUUCUUCAUGAUGGGCAGAGUACUAUAUUUUCAUCAUUACUUCCCUGCCAUGCUCUUCUCCUCCAUGCUGACAGGGAUUACAUGGGAUGUAUUCCUGAAAUUCUGCGCUGGGGCACUGUCAGCCAACAUCCAGGUUUAUAACUGUGGGAUAGCGCUGUUGAUUCUUCUCGCUGUGUACAGCUUCUACCUCUUCCAUCCUCUCUCUUAUGGGAUGAUAGGACCUCUGGCUUCUGAUCCCAACAGCCCAAUGGCAGGACUUAGGUGGCUGGAAACAUGGGAGUUUUAGAUCCAGCCUGAAACAAAAGAAUAACAGAAGGGUGCUGAAAAACCACUUGAUGAAAACUGUGAAUAAUCUGUUUUCCAACUGCAUUUCUGUGCUGAGAUAAUGCACUGUUCUUCUUCAGUUCUGAAAAGAAGGAGGCAGCCAUGAGGAGGAAUCUCUGCCUAUAACCUCUGCCAUCAUGGCGCCUGGGAUCCAUUUCCUUGGACCAGCUGCUGCUUAAAAGUCUGAACCAUCCAAGCAAUACACUUAAUCAAACAGCUGUGACCUUCAUAGCAGUGUCAUUUGUUUGCAAGUUAGAGGAUGCAUGCAUUUUUGCAAGCAUAUAUCUUGUGUCUUGCCUGUCUCUGUUCAUGUGUCAUUUAGAUGAGCACAGGAACGAUCAUGUGGAUGUGGAAGGGAAAUGAUCUUCUGAGACUGGGAUGCAGUUCAUACCCAGUAACUGCCAUGGUGAUCUUUUUAAGGGAUGUGUGUGUAUUAUAUACACUUGCAUACCUGUGUGCACACAUAUGUUUCUGAGAGAGCAUUGUUUUUGCUUUGAUCUUCAGGAACUUGGAAACAUUACAGUAGCUUGAAACCUUCCAAGAUUCUGUGCCUUGCGUGGCCCUCAGACUUCUUUAUAUCUUUGCCUAACGCCUUUGCUCUGAGCACAAAUAACCACUUAAAAUAAUGUUGUGGCUACCUACAAGAUCUCAUAAAGGAAUGAGACUGUCAUCACAUUGCCCUUUUGUUUGAGAACCAUCCAAGUAGAGAAAGCUGUUUAAUUUCUGUUGUAUGUUUCUUGCCCUAAAUUUCUUUGAUGGAGAAAAGUGGCACCUUCUGGGAGAGGCAGAUGUGAAUAUAUAAUAGGCUACAGCUGAUGCAGAGAGCUGCCAUUCAUCCAACCAUUCUCACUGCUCACUAAUUCUCCUGCCUGUGGAUAUCACUGUAAAGAAUUCAGAAUAUGCAGAACAUGCUGUUAAUGCUGAUGUAUUGGUGCAUUGUUUCUUUAGAUGUAUAUUUACUUCUGAGAAGAAAACUACUUUCUUUGCUAUGAUAAGUUGUCCAGCAAAAGGGUUUGUAGCUGGACGACUGAACAAAAGAUCUUGAACUAGUUCAUGUAAAGUCUGCCACCAAGAGCAAGUGCAAUAGAAGCCCUGAGGGAAAAUAGGGUUGGGGGGGUCACUGUUUCCUCUUGCAGAAUGUUCACUGCCACUUCCUCGACAUCACAGUUCUCCAAAGCAAAUUUAGUUUCUACUCCAGCAACAGCUUUAUAUAUCUGAGGCCAUCAUUUCCAGGAAUUUCAUUUCAGCAUCAAGUUGAAGCUUGCUGCUUUCUAUCCCCCCCCUCCCCCACACCAAGAAAAGGGCUAUCACUGUUGGCAUGGAGACUGUCAGUGUCCCCAAGAAAGGCUUGGAUGGCUGUAUCUUGACUGUCUGUGGCUCAGGCUGCCAGAUACAUUAAGAUGAUAAAUGCAAGAGGUAGCUGGCUUGUUCAACUAGUGUAUGAGUGUCACAUCCACCUUUUUAGAUAGCAGCAGUGGGCUUAGAUAUUCAUCCUCUGAAUAGUGCAACUAUUCAAGGGUCUCAGCCUUUGACCAUUAUUCCCUGAUGGAUGAGAAUUGUUGCACUGAUGGCUUCAAUGUUCUUACAGUUUUCUGUGGCAAAAAACCUCUGCUCUAGCAGACCUAGAACUUCAGAGAUCACACAAACAAAAUAAGGAAGUGAAGCGUUCUGUUCCUCUGCAUCUUUGCUGUGGGGAGAGGCAGCAGACUGCAAGCACAGCAUGGCAUAAGCAGUAGCAGUAUAGUUGCUUAUAAGAGGGGACAGUAUGAUUGGCAAGUUGUGCUAAGGGAGUUUGGUUAUUUUACUCCUCCACUAAGGGGUCAAGUGUUACUCUUGAAUAGAUUUUCCUGGACUAAUGACCCAGCAAGCAGUCACUAACCUAAAUCAAAACCAUAAUUUCCAGGCCCUGUUUUGUUCACUACCUUUCUGUAGCAUAUGCACACAGUGCAUCUUUUAGAGCUGUUUUUAGGGAAGGGAAACCAAGGCAGUAUUUUCCUUUUAAAUUCAACAUGUACAGAAUUUCUGUACGUUUCUUCUAGGAAUUCUCCAGUAACCUAACAGCUGCUGUUCCUGUUUGCUGUCACCCAUAGACCUCUGCUGAACUUUAGACCACUACAAAGACCAGGCUUGAUUUUCUGUCCAUCUAAACAGCUGCUAAUAGAAACCACUGGAGGGGCCCUUACUCUUCCAAAACCAUUAACACAGCAAAUGACUAGAUUCACUGAAACUGCUGUAGUCCGCUUUUUGUAAUUUGACGUCUUUGCUGGAGAGAGAUUGUGCUUGUGCUUUAGCUGGGGGGCAAAUAAAUGGCAUUCCCCUGGCAUAAGGAUUUUAAUGGAUUUUGAGGUCUAUAGCACACUACUUUUUUGUGCCUCUGAUCUUGGUUUACAUAAUUUAGAACUCUUAACUUAGCGUUGCACCUGUAUUGCACCACAUAGAACUAAUUAACAUCACCAAUCUGUAUGCUAAAACCUUUUUUUUGUUGUUUCACCAUUCUUAAGGUAUUUGCAGGGCCACAGCCAGCAGGGGGCACUGAAGAUGGUGCCUCCUAUAGAAUCUGUAACAUCCCCGCCUCAUCUUCCCAGAAGAUGGGGUGGGGGUCCUGCAGGUUCUAUAAGGGGUGCCUCCCACAGUGCCCUCCUCUGACUACAGCCCUGGGUAUUUGUAUCCUUUCUGAGUAGUUUUCUGUUAAUUGAAUCCAUUGAUGGUAUGAUCCCAAGUAAAAUGUGGAUUAGUGGAGAGAGAAAGGAAGUGUCUUUAUUACAAAGAAUGUAAAAAUUAGUUUCUGUAUUAGUAGAAUAGGAUACAGAUCAAAUGGUUAGUUUUCUUCACUGCGCUGUCUCUGUGUAGGAUACCAGCCUCUGUGGCUCUGCAGAUGGCACUGAUUAGAUUUAAAGGACGAUUAGUGGUUUGUUCCACUCCGUGCUGCUCCUCUUGCCUCUUCAAACAAUUGUGUAUAGCAGGGAUGGCCAAUGGUAGCUCUCCAGCUGCCAUGCUGCCUGGGGCUGAUGGGAGUUGUAGGCAAAAAACAUCUGGAGAGCUACUGUUGGCCACCCCUGGUGUAAAGAAUCAUGAACCUCCCUGCUAAUGGCUACAUCUGCGUGGUCUAGGCUGUGGAUCCUGCAGUCAGCACUGGAGAUUUAACACCCUUCACACCCUGCCAAUGUUCUUCCCUGAUCCCAGACAUGGUUCUAUAUGAUGGAACAUUCGCUAGCUGUUGGAGCCUAAAAAAAUGCCUUUUUUUUUUUGAGAACCUUAAAGAAUCAUGCAGUCUUUUCCCCUGGGGAGGGUGGGACUGACAAUAAUUCUCCUUUCUAGGAGAUGAUAGGGAAAAAUCAGCAAUAAAAGACUGGCAUGUCUCAUAGCUGUGCCCUUUCCCUCUGUCCCAGUCUAAUUAAUACUGUAUCCUAAAAGAGCUGUGUUCAGGUAAAGUACUUCAUGUCCAGAGUGAGGUGAAUUGUGUUUCUCAACUGUACCUGUUCAGACUGAGGUCUUGCGCACACUAAAUUAGCAUAUCAAGCAGGUGAGCUAGAAUCCUGACAUGGUAGCUUUUCACAGGAAAAGAGUUUGUGAAGUGGAGAAGCAUUAUUUUGCUGAUGCCAUCCCUUGCUUCUCUUCUGAAGGGAGAGCUAUACCAUGUAACUUCUAAAUUUGUUGUUCAUCUCUGAUUUUAUUGCUUUAAGGAAGUGGUUUGAGUUCUGCCUUAGACAUUGUAAUAUGUCUGUAGAUGGUGUGAUGACUGUCUAUCUGGUGACCCUAGACAACUUUUUGUACUAAUGCUGCUAAUGCUGGAGUGUGUGUGUGUGUGUAUAUAUGAGUGUGCAUGUGUGUUUUGUACAUGACCACUGUCUGUAUUUUUAACUGAACAUAUUUCAUUGCUCAGCAAUGUACCCAGUACUGAAAAAGAACUGGCAGUGCUUUUUGUAAAGAAAUUAACUGAAAACUGGAUAGAAUUUACAUUUUACUUUUGUAAUAAAUAGACUUUCUUUCAAA